AUGGGAGGCAUUCGUGAAAAGAAAGUUGAAUAUUUCGCUAAAUUAAGAGAAUACUUUGAAGAGUACAAGUCUUUAUUCGUCGUUGGUGUCGAUAAUGUUUCUUCUCAACAAAUGCAUCAAGUCAGAAAGGCUUUGAGAGGCAGAGGUGUCGUCUUAAUGGGUAAGAACACUAUGGUCAGAAGAGCCAUCAGAGGUAUUGUCCAAGAAAUGCCAGACUUAGAAAAGUUGGUUCCAUUCAUCAGAGGUAACGUCGGUUUUAUUUUCACCAACUCUUCUUUACAAGAAAUCAAGGAAGUUAUUAUUUCCAACAAGGUUUCUGCUCCAGCCAGAGCCGGUGCUGUUGCUCCAGAAGAUAUCUGGGUCACUGCCGUUAACACCGGUAUGGAACCAGGUAAGACUUCUUUCUUCCAAGCUUUAGGUGUCCCAACCAAGAUUGCCAGAGGUACCAUUGAAAUUGUCUCCGAUGUCAAGGUCGUUGAAGCCGGUAACAAGGUCGGUCCUUCCGAAGCUUCCUUAUUGAACUUGUUGAACAUUUCUCCAUUCACCUAUGGUUUAACUGUUGUUCAAGUUUACGACAACGGUCAAGUUUUCCCAUCUUCCAUCUUAGACAUCACUGACGAUGAAUUAGUUUCUCACUUCGUCUCUGCCGUCUCUACCAUUGCUUCUGUCUCUUUAGCUAUCGGCUACCCAACCUUGCCAUCUGUCGGUCACACCUUGAUCAACAACUACAAGGACUUAUUAGCCGUCGCUAUUGCUUCCAAGUACAUCUUCCCAGAAAUUGAAGAAUUAGCUGACAGAAUCGAAAACCCAGACAAGUACGCUUCCGCUGCUCCAGCUGCUGCUGCUGCCGCUGCUUCAGGUUCUUCCGACGCUCCAGCUGCUGAUGCCGCUGAAGAAGACGAUGAAGAAGAAGACGAUGACAUGGGUUUCGGUUUAUUCGAUUAA
Molecule: messenger RNA, 945 nt
Organism: Tetrapisispora phaffii CBS 4417
Lineage: Eukaryota; Fungi; Ascomycota; Saccharomycetes; Saccharomycetales; Saccharomycetaceae
Gene: RPP0
Product: 60S ribosomal protein uL10
Exons: 1
Coding region: 1-945 (314 amino acids)
Biological process (GO): ribosomal large subunit assembly; cytoplasmic translation; ribosome biogenesis
Cellular component (GO): cytosolic large ribosomal subunit
Molecular function (GO): structural constituent of ribosome; large ribosomal subunit rRNA binding
Source: RefSeq, a predicted model, not a curated record